AUGGAUAUGAUAGGCGAGGGUGAGACGGAGAUGGAAGAGACUUUCUCGAAUGCGCAGCAAUCGCACACUCGCCCUUUGUAUCGGUUUGAUGCUGGACUGCCGGUCACAGAGUUGUUUAGUGACAGUGACGACGUCAGCAGCGGUGAUGAGUUUGAUGCUAUUGAUCCAAUAGCCGAAGUCGGCGUUAGAAGGACAUAUGGGUCGCCAUCCUGUGGUGAAAGUAGGGGGUUUUUUCUUGUAAAAUUGAAUAAGGACGACAUUAAUGUGAAAUUGUAG
Messenger RNA from Sphaeroforma arctica JP610, 276 nucleotides. RefSeq lists its product as hypothetical. The transcript has a single exon. The coding region runs from base 1 to 276 and encodes 91 amino acids. The record is from RefSeq and is a predicted model, not a curated record. Lineage: Eukaryota; Ichthyosporea; Ichthyophonida.